AUGCCCCGAUGGGGAAGACCACCAGGGGCACGAGUGGGGAGACAAGCCGGGCGUGCGGAUCCGUGGGUAGACGGUGCGGUACGGAUUGAGGAGGUUGACAGCGAGGAGGAAGAUACAUAUAUCCGGCGGGAUGCUCGCUCUUCGUACGCGAGGCAGUCGGGCGGUUUGGAUGAGAGCGGAGGGUCUCGGUUGCGCAGGCGGAGGAUGGGAUACGACUAUGCGGAUGAGAUGGCUUCUGUCGAUGGGGUGGACUAUGACCUGUACGAGGACAUGGACAGCACGGUGGCUUAUGCCGUUCAGUUAGCCAUGAAGGACAAGGAGGAGAGAUUGGUGGAUCAAGCUUUGGAACGGAUACGACGCGCUCAGAAACAGGGCCAAAAGAACGUGCGACUAUCGGGCCGGGAGCUGGAGGCCUUGGAACGCAAGCGAGUGCAGGCAAACCGGACUCCCGAUUCGGAAUACCGGGCAAGUACCCCCCGGGGGUCACCUGGCAGCAACCGACCCUUGAGGCCGCCGGAGAGCCCCAGCAGCAAGAUGGGAGCACAACGUAGCGGGUCCAGUGCAUCGUCACCAAGCAAGCAUGGCAUGCCAUCCUCAUUGUCGGCCAACAACGCCGCAUAUGCGUUCUGGACGGGGACCUUGGGUGCCUCUGCUGCAUCCCAGGCUUCUGCGCGCUCACCAUCUGCCCGGACUGCCUCGAAGCAGACCCCGUCUCGAGCCCUGCUGCAACCGGCCUACACCCCCGACCGCCUCGCCUCUGUCCCUCUUGCUCGCCCUUCCGGGGCCAUGAAAGCCCCUGCCUUUACGCGUUCCCUCCCCGAUGAUCCGCAGUGGGUGCCCCCGUAUCCUGUCUCAUAUCCCCGAGAACCGCCGCCGCAUCCAACCGAUCUCCGGCACGCCGGCUCAAUGCCGUACAUGUCGGGCUACCGCGGCGUCUUUGACGAAUCUCUUCGGAGCGGUGGGCGGGGUGCGGCUGCUUCGCCAGGGGUAUCGGGGGUCGCGGUGGAGGGCACUCAUGGCGCCGGGGAGGAGGAAGAGGAAGGGAGUAGUUCCGAUGACAGCGCCAAGGUGGUUGAGCGCCGGGUACCGGUCGGGCGAGGAAGUCGUCAGCGGAGCAGUCGCCCUUGA
This is a messenger RNA of Aspergillus ibericus CBS 121593, 1128 nucleotides long. RefSeq lists its product as uncharacterized. The record is from RefSeq and is a predicted model, not a curated record. The coding region runs from base 1 to 1128 and encodes 375 amino acids. The transcript has a single exon. NCBI's taxonomy places the organism in Eukaryota, Fungi, Ascomycota, Eurotiomycetes, Eurotiales, Aspergillaceae.